Molecule: messenger RNA, 3346 nt
Organism: Megalopta genalis
Lineage: Eukaryota; Metazoa; Arthropoda; Insecta; Hymenoptera; Halictidae
Source: RefSeq, a predicted model, not a curated record
UCGAGCAGUGCCUGCCAUUGCUGACAUAAUUCGUGUCACUUACUUCGGGUCUUUCGAAUGCGGGGGCCCCCUUUGCGCGCUGUUACCCUUUCGCAGACACGACACUCUUUCGAAAUAGGAUCGGCCGUACAAUCACGUACACCACAGUCGCAAUUGCGCAAGUGCCCUCAAAUGAUUUUCAUGAUUUUUCGCGAAACGGAUGUUCGGAAUAACACGUAAGAGAUUGGACGACGAAGCGUCACCGCUUAUCCGCCCCGAAACGUUAUCGUCGACGAUCGUGCUCGAACGUGCGAACGUUCGCGCGAUCUGUACGGUUUAUUUUAAUCAGAUCAGACCUCGACCGAGCCCACAGUUGUCCAUCCGUGAUAUUUAAUAUGGUUACUUUAAAACCACCACUUGAUUAACGCUGUACCGUAGCCGAGCACCGUCUCCAACACUUUAUCGACCUGUACCUGGAACACGAUUCAAGAAGCUUCCGCGUCGGAUCGAUAGAGUACGCUCGAGUACCGUAGAACCUGCGCUUCGCAGAUCGUUCGAACCGUUUCGACGCGGAUUCAAGUUGUUGACACAAAUUCGAUACGUUGCAACGAUCGUUCGAUCACGGUUCUAUUAAAUGUAAAUACCGAAAAAACAUUAUAUUCGAGCGGACGUCGAAGAAAGGAUCGCAAGUCAAUGUCGUAGGAUAGUUUGGCGCGACGAAUGAUCUCAUUUAUCAAUACCGAGCACGUGCGGGGAGUUCGAAUUAGGUAGAUCAAUAUAAGAUCGUUUCUAGAAUGAAGUCGGAAGACUUAGGAUUGUCGCCGCUGACCUCUUCGGGGAAGUUGGAGAGUCCACUGUCCUCGAGGCUGAAGAUGAGCAUGUACGGGCGACAGAGGAAGACAACGGGAAAGAACGUCGCGUCGCCGCUUCUUAUGCAGCGGCAGUCGAUUCGGAUAAUCGACGAGAACUCUGACGUAACCCCUAAGAUACUGAGCCAUCCUAAAUACAGCGCGAUCGACGAGCGGAACAUCACGGCUCUGGAAAUGAUCGGGCUGAUCCGAGUCGGUAGCACCGGCCAUUUGUCCUCCAGCUCCACGAUCGACAACCUGAAGAAGAGCUCGUCCAUGCUGGUCAGGACCUCCUCGCUUCCGGCCAGCUCGAUGAUCAUGGAGGCCAUGCAGUUCGAGAGCUUCUGGUCCACGCAGCUCACCGAUUCUCGCAGCAUCGAUACCGUCGACAAAGCACCGUCGCAGUUCUACCUGCCUAGCAUCGACCCGAAUAUAUUCCCGUGCCGACCGGAAACCGUGACGAUCACGCUCAGGGAGACGGAGACGUUCUUCAUCUUUGAGAUGCUACCGUACACCGGCGAUCUGCGGACACCGGAGGGAUUGGCGAUCCGCAAUGAGAACGAGAUGUACGAGUACAAGACGACAGGGCCCGGAUCGAACAGGAAGCUGGUCAACUCCGAAACCCAGACUCUACAAGUUCUCACGAAGUCGCGUGGCACGUACCUCCGCUGCAACACGCGGAAGAACCAGGCGGCGUUCGUGAACAAUUGGGUGAUGCACGACGUCUAUGCCGCGCCCGAUCUGAUGACAGAAAGGAACAAUCUGUUGAUUGUGCGCACCAAGGAGAGUAUGGAACGACUGUGGGAGGAGGAGGAACUGCGAGACAAGUUGCCGCCGUUGGAACGACAUAAGAAAACAAAGGCGCCGGAGGAGCAGCUAGAGGAGAUCUUCCAAAACGUGAAUUUCGCGAACGCGGUGCGAGUAAUGGAACGCAUCAUAUCCAACAACAUCUUCAUUAACGCGCAGAAGCGUUUCAUCGGCUUGAUCAAGCAAGACCCUUGCAGCUUAGACCUGGAGUUCACCUACAGCCUGGACUUGCUCUGGAAACACAAAUUUGAAAUGAGCGAAGGCCGUCCGGUGACUUCGUUCCGCUGGAGUUACGUCAUGUCGAACAUUCUGGCGGUGGGCUACGGAGCACGGGCACAUUCGGAGAUCAAGGACGGAGUAUUGUUGAUCUGGUCGGCAAAGAAUCCUCAUCUGCCGGGUCGUUGGUACGAGUUCGAGAGUCCUAUAUCGGACUUGGACUGGAGUCGUGAUCGGCCGAACUUAUUAGCUAUUGGAUUCAACGACGGCCAGAUCAAGGUGCUGGACGUGAGCACUAUUCACAAGAAUGUGAUCCGGCAAAGCGAGAGGAUCACGUCUCCAUCUUGUUCGCCGCAGUGGCAAGUCCAAUGGUGGCCCGGGGACGAGCACUUCGACUACCAGGAGCAGAUCUACACGUGCGACCAGGACGGUCAUAUAUUCUGCUACCAAUACGCCGAGAACUUCUUAUCGACUACUAUCAUGAAGAUCUACAGGAUAGAGGGCACACUACCGGGGGUAGCAAGAACCUCUCACUGCGUCGGUCACGAUACGCUGAUUAAUCGAAGUCCGGGGGCGUUGGUGCUCCGCAGACACCCCACACUGAGCGCCGUUUACUUUGUCGGCUCCGACGAAGGCUGCAUCUACAAGUGUUCGACGAAUUACCUGUAUCAGCACAUCGAGAGCUUCCUGGCCCACGACGGCCCCGUAUACUCGAUAAUGUUCUCCUCGUUCUGCCCGAAGAUCUUCCUAACGUGCGGCGCCGAUUGGUGCACCAGAAUCUGGGCCGAGGGCCUCGCGGAGCCUCUGAUCACGCUGUCCACCGCGAUGGCAUGCGUCCGGUACGCAGCCUGGUGCCCCACCCACUCCACGAUCAUCGUGUCCAUCGUCAACAACGAGAUUUGCAUUUGGGAUAUCCGCAGAAAAAUUCACACCCCCGCGUCCGUCACGGUGUCGCCGAAGAGUGCCAGAUUGGUGAUGGUCGAUUUCACGGCAGAUGGCAACCGACUGGUGACCGCGGAUAUGAAUGGCAACGUGUUCGUUUACAACUUGGAGGGAAUGCCGUUUCCACCGUACAAUCAGGAACAGGUGUUGAUCGAGUCGAUUGAAAAAGCAUUGGUCACCAAGCCGCUGCUGCUGCGCAAACUGCGGAAGCUUGGGCCGCCGUUCCAGACAGAGGAAGGGAUUUAACGUUUCGGAGGUGGAUCCUUAAUCUUCUUUUCAUAUUCCUGUCAUUUAAAGUCAACCUCCUACCGGUUCUACUCCAAUAAUUUCGAUCGACUCUUAGAUAGUUCGGUAACCCUGGAUGCUAACUGGAUUGGUCUCAAGCUAAAAAAAAAAGUAGGCGACGUAUCCUGGUUCCAUAGCCGAUAUUACUUGACACGAUGGUAUUAUGAUUUUAUCUAUACGCGGGUGACGUAUAGUUAUUUAUAUGCAGGCCGUGCAAACGACCGAGCUGCACAAUACAAUAUAUCAAAAUGCACAUAAUCUGACGACAA